AUGGUUUAUCCAGACACCUUUGAGGGAUUUAUGGUUCACUCCCACGAGAAAUGGAGUGAUUUUCAGAAAGAAGAGUUCAGGCCCAAAUCUCUUGCAGAACGGGAUGUUGAGAUUGCCAUUGAAGCUUGCGGGGUGUGUGGAAGUGAUGUGCACACCCUUACAGGUGGUUGGGGCCAAGCAAGAUUGCCUGUGUGUGUAGGGCACGAAGUCAUUGGCAGAGUAGUUACUGUUGGCCAGAAUACCACCACUGUCAAAAUUGGUGAUCGUGUUGGCGUUGGUGCCCAGGUUUGGGCCUGCCUUGAAUGCAAGGUGUGCAGGUCAGGCAAUGAGAACUAUUGCCCCCACCAAGUCGAUACCUAUAAUUGCUACUACCCUGACGGGUCAAUGGCAUAUGGUGGAUACGCUAGUCAUAUUCGCGCCCAUGAGUACUUCGUUUUCGCAAUUCCUGAUAAUUUGGAGUCAAGUAUUGCGGCGCCAAUGCUUUGCGCUGGUAUUACAUCAUACAGCCCCCUUUCGCGUGCUAAGAUUGGCCCCGGAAAAACGGUUGGAGUGGUCGGAAUCGGUGGCCUUGGCCAUUUUGGAAUUUUGUUCGCCGCGGCUCUGGGAGCCGAUGUCUAUGCCAUUUCACACUCUCCAAAUAAAGAGGCGGAUGCAAAAGCUCUUGGUGCCAAAGGCUUUAUCAGCACGAGGGAGAAGCUGUGGAACGUUCCUUGGAAGAACACUUUCGAUUUCAUCCUCAACACAACCGACGCGACAGAUCGCUUUGACAUGUCUGCUUAUUUCAGCGUCUUGGCUAUAAACGAUAUAUUCCACACUGUUGGGAUUUCCGACAAGGCAUUUCCGCCUCUGAGAACGCAGGACAUGAUGGGCACCGGAUGCUCAAUUGCUGCCAGUCAUAUUGGAAGUCGAGGAGAAAUUCAGGAGAUGCUCGAGCUAGCUGCAAAGCUGAACAUUAAGAGUUGGGUUGAAACAAUCGACAUUAGUGAGAACGGAUGCAAAGUUGCAGUUGAGAAAGUAUUCAACGGCAAUGCAAAAUACCGAGUGACUCUUGUUGGUUAUGAUAAGGCAUUUGGUACCAGAGCCUGA
Penicillium manginii is the source of this 1086-nucleotide messenger RNA. Its product is annotated as NAD(P)-dependent alcohol dehydrogenase. The coding region runs from base 1 to 1086 and encodes 361 amino acids. NCBI's taxonomy places the organism in Eukaryota, Fungi, Ascomycota, Eurotiomycetes, Eurotiales, Aspergillaceae. Gene Ontology annotation, molecular function: alcohol dehydrogenase (NADP+) activity. Gene Ontology annotation, biological process: alcohol metabolic process. The transcript has 5 exons. The record is from RefSeq and is a predicted model, not a curated record.